GGUUAAUGUAUUUACAUGAACAUAACAUAGUACAUAGAGACAUAAAACCGGAUAAUAUAUUGUUAGACCAUAUGGGAACUAUUAAAUUUGUUGACUUUGGGGCCGCAAAGAUUCUCGCAAAGAAUCAAAGGACAAUGGGACGCACAACUACGGGUCCAGGAACGAAUGUCAAUAGUUUAACUGGUACACCUAUGUAUAUGGCACCGGAAGUUAUAACUGGUGGAGAAAAAGGUCGUAAAGGAUCAAUGGAUAUAUGGUCGUUAGGUUGUUGCGUUUUAGAAAUGGCGACAGGACGACGUCCAUGGUCAAAUUUAGAUAAUGAAUGGGCUGUAAUGUACCAUGUAGUAACAGGUCAUCCACCGUUACCUGAUUCUUCUCAAUUAUCAGAUUUGGGAAUUGACUUUCUUAGACAGUGUUUCACAAGAUCGCCACAAGACCGUCCUUCAGCCGAAGAAUUACUUCAAGAUCCUUGGAUGGUUCUCGGUUAG
Messenger RNA from Racocetra persica, 488 nucleotides. The record is from the annotation of a GenBank genome assembly. Lineage: Eukaryota; Fungi; Glomeromycota; Glomeromycetes; Diversisporales; Gigasporaceae.